Molecule: messenger RNA, 3264 nt
Organism: Nicotiana tabacum (common tobacco)
Lineage: Eukaryota; Viridiplantae; Streptophyta; Magnoliopsida; Solanales; Solanaceae
Source: RefSeq, a predicted model, not a curated record
AUGACCCAAACUGGAAAAGAUUGGAACAGUUCGCCUCAGCAAUUUCAGUUUGACCGAGGAAGGUACUGUUUAUCAGGCAAGAAACCUGAUUGUACUGGUACUUUUACAACUUUAACAAAUAACUUGAGGCACUUCACGUGUGAAUCACAUAAAUCUGGGUGCAAAGUUGACCAACGUGCUUACAACAUCUUAAUUACUGGAUUUUGUGCUCAAGGAGAUCUGAGUUCAGCCCAUGAGCUACUGGAGGAGAUGAUCAGCAGUGACUUGUCUUCAGAUGCUUCAAUUUUUAAGAGAUUAAUUCUUGAUUCCUGCUACAUGGGGUCUGUCUAUACAGCGUUGAAGUACCGAAAUAUGAUGGUACGAGAAGGUUUCCUUCCUGAUACCGUUACCUGCCAUUUUAUUGUUAAGCAGUACUGUACUGAAGGGCGUGGGAUAGAAGCUUUGCACCUGAUUGAUGAAAUGAUGGAUCAAGGCAUUGUCCCCGACUUGUAUACCUAUAAUGUAGUCAUUGACCACUUGUGCAAAGAUGAAAACACAGAAGAGAAAGAAGGGCGUUUGCAGGAAGCUUUGCAUCUAAUUGAUGAAAUGGUGGACCAAGGGAUCGUCCCAGACUUGUAUACCUAUAAUGUAGUCAUUCAACAGUUGUGCAAAGAUAUAAACCCAAAGAAAGCGUUGGAGUUAAUCACGGUGAUGCUUAAGAGGGACAUGUUUCCCAAUGUUAUGAUUCUUAAUACUCUUAUUGAUGGAUUUGUUAAGCAGUCCAAUUUUAAGAAGGCUGGUAUGUUUUAUUGGGGAAUGCUAAAACUUGAGAUUGCUCCUGACAUCACCACGUACACAAUUCUUAUUGACAUGUUAUGCAAGCGGGGAAAAGUGAGAAAGGACUACAGACGGAGAAAAGUGAAAAAAGCCUACAAAUUAUUUAGGAAAAUGAUCAGGGAGGGUAUGAAUCCCGAUAACAUCUGUUACACCUCCAUGAUCGCUGGCUUUUGUGAAAUUGAAGAUGUGAACAAGGCUUGUGCUUUGUUCCGCGACAUGCAAAAAAGAGAACUCUUGCCUACUGUUGUUACCUAUACUUGCCUCAUUGAUGCAUUUAGCAAGUUAGAUCAGAUGGACGAGGCCAAGAAGUUGCUAAAAAUGAUGGUAAGACAAAAUAUUUCUCCUGAUGUCAAGACUUAUAGUUGCCUCAUUGAUAAAUUUUGCAAGUUACAUCGAAUGGAUGAGGCCGAGAGGUUGUUGGAUAGAAUGAGAAAAGAGAACAUCUCUCCUGAUGUCAUCACUUAUAAAAUAAUGAUUCUGGGAUAUGAAAUGGUUGGAAAUACUGAUCUAGCUUAUGAUAUGACUGAUGAGAUGCAGAGAUCGCUAAUACAAACACUUCCCCCUCCACUAUCAGAGUCCUUAGCUGCCGCCGCCGCCGCCGAUUUACUCAACCUUCUUAACAACUGUUACAAUGGGGGAUACCCAAAAGACUCUUCUUUUGCUUUAAGUCCUGCUUGUUGGCGAGCAAAUCAGAUGGACUCAACAACAGACCCACGGUGCGUACAUGCACGCGCCAUCACAACUGGCGCGGCGAAAGCGAACCGUGCAGUCCUCAACAACCUCAUCACUCUAUACUCCAAAUCCAAUCUCCCUUCACACGCCGUCCGUGUUUUCCAGGCAAUCCCAUCACCCAAUGUCGUUUCAUUUACAGCGCUUCUCACAUCCGCAUUCUCCAACUCCCCACUCUCCGCCUUUCAUCAUUUCAUUUCCAUGCUUCGCCGUCAAAUCCUCCCCAAUGGCCAUACUUUAACCUCCCUUCUCAAAACUUGCGCUUCUCUUCCUGCACUCACCUUCGGGCUACAACUCCAUUCCCUUGCUAUCAAAUUGGGUUUCUCUUCAGAGCCGUUUACGGCUUCAGCUCUUGUGUCGUUGUACUUUAAAACUGGGUUGUCGUGUAAUGCGAAAAGGGUGUUCGAUGAAAUGUCUGUGAGAGAUGAGGUUUGUUUCUCGUCGGUUAUUGUCGGGCUUGCUCGGAACUCCAAGCCUAUUGAUGCUUUGUCGUGCUUUGUUGAAAUGCGGAGGAGUGGUGUGGCAUCUACUAUGGUUAGUGUUUCCGGGGCUCUGCGGGCGGCUUCUGAUGUUGCUAUGCUGGAACAGUGUAGGAUUAUUCAUGGGCACGCGAUGGUAACGGGGCUUAAUUUGAAUGUCAUUGUAGGCAGUGCAUUGGUUGAUGGGUAUGGGAAAUGUGGGCUUCUGAGGAACGCUCGUGGAGUGUUUGAUGAGCUAGAAAUGGAACUCAAUAUUGUCGGGUGGAACGCAAUGAUGGCAGGGCAUGCUCAACAAGGUGAACAUGGCAAUGUCAUAGAACUUUUCACUUUGAUGGAAGAACGAGGAAUGGUGCCGGAUGAGUACAGUUUCUUAGCUAUCUUGACAGCAUUUUACAAUGCAGGUUUAGUUGAAGAGACAGAGAUAUGGUUCAGGAGGAUGACGGAAGAAUAUAGCAUGGAGCCGUGUCUUGAGCACUAUACGUGUUUGGUAGGUGCAUUGGGGAAAGCAGGGCGUCUGGAGAAGGCAGAGCGGAUUGCUUUAACCAUGCCUUUUAAGCCGGAUGCAGCUUUAUGGCGAGUAUUAUUGUCUAAAUGUGCCUAUCACGUGAAUAUGGAUAUUGCGUGGAGGAUGAGUGAUAGGUUGUUGCAAAUUAACCCAAUGGAUGAUUCAGCUUAUGUGAUUUUGGCAAAUGCAUAUGCGAGUGCAGGGAGGUGGGAUGAGGUGAGGGAGGUGUGGAAGAGAAUGAAGGAUAAGAAAGUGAGAAAGGAAGGUGGGAAGAGUUGGAUUGAAACGCAGGGAGAGGUUCAUGUGUUUUUAGCUGGUGAUAAAAGGCACGAGAGGACUGAUGAGAUUUAUGCUAAGUUAGCAUAUUUAAUGGAAGAGAUUGAGAAAUUGGGUUAUGUGCCCGUAUGGGCUGAAAUGUUGCAUGAAGUAGAAGAGAAGGAAAAGAAGAAGGCACUUUGGUAUCACAGUGAGAAGUUGGCAUUGGCAUUUGGGUUGUUGAAUGGGACAGCACCACCUGGGAAAGCUUUGCGGAUUGUGAAGAAUUUGAGAAUUUGCAGGGAUUGUCACGAGGCAUUUAAGUAUAUUAGUAAACUUGUUGAGAGAGAGAUUAUAGUGAGGGAUGUCAACAGAUACCACAGGUUCUUGAAUGGAAGCUGCAAUUGUGGAGAUCAAUGUGUGGAUCUUGAUUUGGCAAUACUACCAAAAGUAGCACUGGCAAUACAGUGUGGAUCUUGA